AGCCGUCGAGUGUCGUUAUCCUGCCCUGACCUCCGCUGCGGGCGGCCAGGAGACCCGCGGUCCGCUCUCCGGAAGGAUAGUUUGCGCUCCGUUAGGUUGCAUAAAUAGAAAAGAUCUGAUGUACAAAAGGUACAUCGCUUUAAAACGUUUUAGAACAUUCAGUUAUCCUUGCGUCAUUAUGAAAACACAUAAAUGCAAUUAUAUGUAUGCAUUUAAAAUUACAAGUCAUUCUGCAUUGAUUGCAAAGGGGGUGCUUUCUGGGGGUGAUGGACAUAUUUAUCUUGUUUAGGGUGGUGAUGACAGAUGAAUUGAGUUGGCAAAACUUGUAAACUCCACUGAAAAUCUGUGCAUUGUGUUGUAUGUAAAUUAUACAUCAAUUUAAAAAAUCAGAAAAUAAUUCUGCAGGCAUAUGAAAAGUUACUAACUGCAAUUACUUAUACAUGCAUCUAUAAAAGCCAAUUGAAUGCGGCUGUAGAAGUGUGUAUUUAUAGCAACUACGAGCAACCUUGUUGGGUUCUUUAUUUAUUCAAGCUCAGCGCAGUCGGAAACAGAGCAAAAACGUCGCUGACAUAACUCGGGGCGGAGCCACAUGCCUUAAGAAUAGUCGGCCGGAGGCGAGCGGGAGCAGCGCCUGACUUAGCCUCACCAUGAGCGGCUGGAACAGCUCGGAGCUCCAGGUCUUCUGCAACUCGAGCCAGCGGUUCCUGCAGCCACUCUGGGACUGCGUGAGGAACCCGGACGCCCUCACGCAGUCGCCCUUCUUUCUGGUCAUCUUUGGGAUAACCACCUACGUGGUCUUCUGCCUGCCCUUCGUGGUGCUGGACGUGUUGUACCCCUGGGUGCCCGCGCUGCGGCGCUACAAGAUCCACCCUAACUUCUCGCCGACGGCGCGACAGCUGCUGCCGUGCUUGGGGCAGACUCUGUACCAGCACGUGCUGUUCGUGUUCCCGGUGACUCUGCUGCACUGGGCUAGUAGUCCGGACCGCCUGCUCACCGAGGCUCCGGAGCUGCUGGAGCUGGCGUGCCACGUCUUGGUCUGUCUGCUGCUCUUCGACGCCGAGUUCUUCGCGUGGCAUGUGCUGCACCACAAGGUGCCCUGGCUGUACCGGACCUUCCACAAGGUGCACCACCAGAACUCGUCCUCGUUCGCUUUGGCCACGCAGUACAUGAGUGUCUGGGAGCUGUUUUCCUUGGGCUUCUUUGACGCGGUAAACGUCAAGCUGCUCGGGUGCCACCCGCUUACCGUGCUAGUGUUCCAUGUGAUCAACAUCUGGCUGUCGGUGGAGGACCACUCAGGCUAUAACUUCCCCUGGUCCACUCACAGACUGGUGCCUUUCGGGUGGUACGGGGGUGUGGUGCACCACGACUUGCACCACACCCAGUUUAACUGCAACUUUGCACCUUACUUCACACACUGGGACAGACUUCUGGGAACGCUUCGACUGGCGCACGCCAAGUAACUUGCACCCCUCCCAGCUUGGUGGUGUGGCUGCAGUGGGUGCCCCUCAGACCUGCAACUGCUGUGCAUUUCACGCUCGAAUCAGGAGAAGCACACCUGAGCUAUUGUUUUUUUAAAGCAAGUGACUUAUUAACUAAUGAAAACUCUUGUAGAUAAAAUCUGAUGUAUUUUUGCAAGGUGACAAAGUAAUUUAUAAAAUGUUUGUAUAUCGAUGCAGCAGCCGUGGUGGCUCAGUGGUUAAAAGCUCGGAUGCUAACCAG
This is a messenger RNA of Trichechus manatus latirostris (Florida manatee), 1719 nucleotides long. It is a transcript of the gene CH25H, whose product is annotated as cholesterol 25-hydroxylase. Gene Ontology annotation, cellular component: endoplasmic reticulum membrane. The transcript has a single exon. Gene Ontology annotation, molecular function: C-4 methylsterol oxidase activity; steroid hydroxylase activity; iron ion binding. NCBI's taxonomy places the organism in Eukaryota, Metazoa, Chordata, Mammalia, Sirenia, Trichechidae. The record is from RefSeq and is a predicted model, not a curated record. Gene Ontology annotation, biological process: cholesterol metabolic process; sterol biosynthetic process. The coding region runs from base 648 to 1460 and encodes 270 amino acids.